Babesia bigemina is the source of this 678-nucleotide messenger RNA. RefSeq lists its product as hypothetical. The coding region runs from base 1 to 678 and encodes 225 amino acids. The transcript has 2 exons. Lineage: Eukaryota; Apicomplexa; Aconoidasida; Piroplasmida; Babesiidae. The record is from RefSeq and is a predicted model, not a curated record.
AUGGCGACAGUGCUCAGGGCCGGGUUGCCUCGGCUCGGAUUGGAUCCGGACGAGGACAUCGUAGACUACCUAAUCGCAUUAAUAGAAGCAGAAGGGCCGGAAGGAUGUGCUGAAUGGCUAGAGAGCGCUGCCACUGGCGACCAUGGCGACGCCGCUCGUGAACUGGCUGAGGCGGCGUUCGCAGAACUCAGCGGCACACCGGCUGAGAGUGGAGGUGCUAGAGAACUAAUGUCGCCGAUCGUAAGUUCCGGGGCAGCUGCGGAAAUGGGUGAUCCCCUUGACUCUCUGGACGUCGCAAUAGAUGAGGCAAAGGCGGCAGGUAACGCCACACGUACCACUGGUCCUGGUAGUGGCUGGCAACAGAAUAGCAACCUAGACAAGGGUGUUAGACGCGAACUAGUGCAGCGCUAUGCCUGCUUCGAUCUGCAGACGGUCCACAUAGGAGAGGACGGCCAGGUGUGCUCAUCGGGCACGACCACGAGAAAUGUGGAGAAGGAAGUAGCUAUACCCACGAACGACAACGCCGCCAGGGUAGCACAGGAGCAGUAUGCACGCCGUAUGUCGCAGAAGCAGCAGCACCUGGAAGCUCAGGAGAAACAACGCCAGCAGAAGCUGAAACAGCAACAGCACGAUGAGAAGGAACGCAUGCGGUGCCAGAAGAAGGAACGUCAAAGGUGA